UCGGCCCCUCGGUGUGGAGGCCCCGGGCGUCCGGUGGGUGGCAGGCCCCGAAGCCUCGGGGGUGGGAGUGGGCUUCCCGAGGGCAUCCCGGCCCGCCUGUCUUAGGACAGGGGAGCCCUGGGCUGCGGGUUCCUGCGUGGACCGAAUCAGGGUUCUCCGGUCCAGGAAGCCCCCGGUGGGGGCCUCGUGAUCCCCACCCUUCCGGGUUUUGUCCGGCUCGGCGGAGGGGCGUGAGGCCCCUGAGCUGGCUUGCUCAACGCGGAGUCGGCGCGCGCAUCCCCGCCGCUCAGACUUUUUGAAUCAGACCCCGCUGCGGCCGGGAGUCUGGCCCUUCAGCAGACGUCCUCGACGGUUUGGUGCAGAUGGGCCUUCGCACCACAGAGGCCUCCGUGGCUGCAUCCGAGGAGUGCCACCACAGGGGCUAGCCUUGGGCUGCGGUCCCCAGAUGGCAGCAGAUAAGGUCUGGGACUGCGAUUAUUUUGAAGUUUUUGAAAGUGUAAGGCCAACUUUUAGGUGUCCGAGGGAGCGAUGGCAGGCCGCGAGGCAGAAGUGCUGGAUAUUCUUCGGCUGAAUGUGGGUGGCUGCGUUUACACGGCCCGGCGUGAGUCUUUGUGCCGCUUUAAGGACUCUAUGCUGGCAUCUAUGUUUAGUGGCCGCUUUCCUCUAAAAACAGAUGAAUCCGGGGCAUGUAUUAUAGACCGCGAUGGACAUCUAUUCAAAUACAUUUUGGACUAUCUCCAUGGGGAGGUUCAGAUUCCUACGGAUGAACAGACUCGAGCCGCCCUGCAGGAAGAGGCUGACUACUUUGGCAUCCCUUACCCAUACAGCCUGUCUGACCACUUGGCCAAUGAGAUGGAGACAUAUUCUUUAAGGUCAAAUAUAGAACUUAAAAAGGCUUUAACAGACUUCUGCGAAUCAUAUGGCUUAGUUUGCAAUAGGCCAACAGUUUGGGUUCUCCACUAUCUUAACACAUCUGGUGCAAGCUGUGAGAGUAGAAUUAUUGGUGUCUAUGCUACAAAAACUGACGGGACAGAUGCCAUCGACAAGCAGCUGGGAGGAAGAAUUCAUAGUAAAAGCAUUUUCAAAAGAGAGGCGGGGAAUAAUGUUCAGUACAUUUGGAGCUAUUACUCUGUAGCCGAGUUGAAGAAAAUGAUGGAUGCCUUUGAUGCUUGGGAAGGAAAAGGUGUAAGCUACUGGCGUGUGCCCCACGAGCUCAUAGAGUGCUGGACGUUGGAAGAGCGCCCUUUACAUGGAAGCCUGCGCCAUAUGGCCCCAAUUCGAAAGAGGAGGCUGGCGGCCCUCAGCGAAGAGGAUGAAGGUGUGAGCUGCAGGGCUGCUCCGAAGCCGGUCAGAUUUUUGGGCCCUUCCACGAGCACCCAAAUUAAAGUCAAGAAUUCGGCUUCAGUCAGGGUGUCACCUGCCAGUGCUGCCCAGAUCUCCUCUCAGGCUACAGCAAACAGGUCCCAAAGAGGCAGCUGUGGAAGGGCGGCCCAGUGCUCCGCGGCCACAGGGGCAUCUGGGCACGCGCCUGCUUCCCCUGAUGCCCAGGGUUCGGAGAACCACAGCACACAGCCGCCUCCUGUCAAAGUGCUCCUCUCUGACAAGAAGUCUCCCCCCAACCGAGUGAUCAAGCUGAGAAGGACUCCACUGUGUGUGGGGCCUUCCCUGCCCAUCCCCUCAGCAGGGAGCCAGGCCGGCCCCCACCAGCAGCCUUCUCCCGAAGCUUCCAGCACCCUGGUUGUGCAGACUGACAACAGUAAAGACCAGCCUGAUGGAUAAAGUGACUUGAAACUGUCCAUGUGGCCCACAGCUUCCAGCGUGCUGGUUCCAGCAGCGUUCUUGGGGUGGAAAGGGAAACCAGUGUAGAUGUUUAGUAUUAUUACAGGAAGAAUGAAUGCCGAGACGUGGGAGGAGAGGAGGAGACUUUGUGGUUGGGGUUAUUAUUUUCUUUCCGUUUUCCUAAGCUUGUCUAUGUGCAGUUCUAGUUUUUAAUUUUAAGUUUUAUUUAAAUGGUUAAUUGAUACCAAGGCAACCAAGCAGUAAGAAGUCUCCCCUUUUUGCAGUAUUAGAGCCGCUCAGCCACGUUUAUAAUGCUGUUCUGGCAGUCCAAGGGUAGGACUGAUGUCUGGGCAUAGGCGCAGAGGGGCCACCUGUGCUGGCCACGCUGUACGGAGGCCAGGAGAGCUCUCAGAUGGAGUGUGAAUCCACAGGCUGCUCACAGUUGCCUCUUCUCCAAAGACAACAUGAAAAGAAGUGAUGGGAAAGAAGAGUAUAAUUAAAGGUCAGACGUUGACGUUC
Molecule: messenger RNA, 2298 nt
Organism: Psammomys obesus (fat sand rat)
Lineage: Eukaryota; Metazoa; Chordata; Mammalia; Rodentia; Muridae
Gene: Kctd18
Product: potassium channel tetramerization domain containing 18
Exons: 7
Coding region: 529-1779 (416 amino acids)
Biological process (GO): protein homooligomerization
Molecular function (GO): protein binding
Source: RefSeq, a predicted model, not a curated record